Messenger RNA from Drosophila subpulchrella, 529 nucleotides. RefSeq lists its product as uncharacterized. The record is from RefSeq and is a predicted model, not a curated record. The transcript has 2 exons. The coding region runs from base 148 to 504 and encodes 118 amino acids. NCBI's taxonomy places the organism in Eukaryota, Metazoa, Arthropoda, Insecta, Diptera, Drosophilidae.
UGAGUAUUCAAAAACUAAAUAUAAAUAAAGUUUGGAAGGUCAAGGCAGGGGCUUAGGUAUGAGCACCCAAAGAACAGCAAACAUCGAGUAGAGCUCGAAAACACCUGUGAGAGCGUUUUCCAGUUGAGCCCAGACUACAGGCGGGGAAUGUCUUUGGCCUGGAUCAUUCUGAUCGGUCUUCUGAUCCCUGAGAGGAACACCACUGGAGGAGCCCUUGCGAACGCAUCCCCGCACAUUCGAUUACGUAGCACGCACCUUCCGGCGAUCAAGGUACGACACGUAGCCCAUCGAACAUCACGACGGAUUGUGCGCAUUACCAGUUCGGACAAAAGAGCUCUAAGGCCCCAGAAGAUUCAGCAUGUUGGAGAUUUUAAUGACUCUAUCUCGACAUCGGAUAGGUGGGAACACAACGUGUGGCAGGUACUGAGGGUCGACGGAAAAACCAACCUCUACAUACUGUUCUUUACCAUAUACGUUAGCUACCUGGUGUAUGUUUUAUUCUAAGACGGUGUUUGGUUCAAUAAAAAGU